Canariomyces notabilis is the source of this 1221-nucleotide messenger RNA. Its product is annotated as Coq4-domain-containing protein. The record is from RefSeq and is a predicted model, not a curated record. The transcript is spliced from 2 exons. Gene Ontology annotation, cellular component: mitochondrial inner membrane; mitochondrion. Lineage: Eukaryota; Fungi; Ascomycota; Sordariomycetes; Sordariales; Chaetomiaceae. The coding region runs from base 179 to 1078 and encodes 299 amino acids. Gene Ontology annotation, biological process: ubiquinone biosynthetic process.
ACACCAACCGGUGACCUCGAUUGGUCCAGUCCCCGUCUUGUAACGUUAUCUUAUCUUCGGUCAGAGCAUCCUUGUCCGGCAUUCACCGAAGCAGUCCGAGCUUCCGAACAUCGAACCACUGUCUCAACAGCACCUUGAUUCCGCAUCUCCCGUCAUCCAUCAGGAUGCACUCCUCACCAUGGAGGUGACAUUCAGACGCUCAGCGGCUCUUGUAGCCCAGACCGGGGGGCUGCGACGCUCGAUUGCCGUAUCCGCAGCCGCAGCCGUCAACCGCCGACACUUCUCCCUCUCCAGCCUCACCCGCCCGCCGCCCAACUACCCAGGCCAUGUGCCGCUGACCACUCUCGAAAAGGCCGCCCUGGCCAUUGGCUCCGGGCUAAUGUCCCUUCGCGACCCGCGGCGAGGAGACCUGAUCGCCGCCUUUGCCGAGGCCACGGCGACUCCCUACUUCAUCUACCGGCUGCGCGACGCCAUGCUGGCCCACCCGACGGGGCGGCGCAUUCUGCGGGACCGGCCGCGCAUCACGUCGACGUCGCUCAACCUGCCCUACCUGCGGUCCUUACCCGCCAACGCGGUGGGGCGCACCUACGUGGCGUGGCUCGACCGCGAGGGGGUGUCGCCCGACACACGUGCGGCCGUGCGCUACAUUGACGACGCCGAAUGUGCCUACGUCAUGCAGCGCUACCGCGAGUGCCACGACUUUUACCACGCCCUGACCGGCCUGCCCGUGUACCGCGAGGGCGAGGUGGCGCUCAAGGCGUUUGAGUUUGCAAAUACGCUCCUUCCAAUGACCGGGUUCAGCGUCUUUGCCGCUGCGACGCUGAAACCUAGCGAGAGAAGGCGCUUUGUUAGCAUCUACCUCCCUUGGGCUCUCCGAAACGGGCUGAGGGCCAAGGAGAUUAUCAAUGUGUACUGGGAAGAGCAGCUAGAGAGGGAUGUCGGUGAGUUGAGGAGCGAGUUGGGCGUUGAGCCCCCGCCGGAUUUGAGGGCUAUCCGUCAGCGAGAGAGGGAGGAGAGACGGAGGAGGAAGGAGGAGGCUGAGAGGGAGAGCGGAAGGGGAAGGGCAGCCGGGUUGUAGAGCGUGUGAUAGGUAUGAGGCUGUUCAAAAAGGACCACCCGUGUAAGAUUAAAGAUGUACGAUAUCAGCCCGAACACAGUAAAACCGGCAGACCGCUUUGCCGGGGUAGCAGGAAGCAUCCAGAACCACUAGUAAACGUUCCU